Molecule: messenger RNA, 1419 nt
Organism: Candidula unifasciata
Lineage: Eukaryota; Metazoa; Mollusca; Gastropoda; Stylommatophora; Geomitridae
Source: the annotation of a GenBank genome assembly
AUGGCGCCGUCCAGUGAUAGGGGAAGACGACUGUCUAGUCGGUGGAUUUGCUUGUUUACGUUUUUAUUAGGUGUAGGUAUUUUUCACUUGGUAAGCACUCAUGGACACGGUCAUGACCACCAUGGCCAUUCACACGAUGAUCCCGAACAUAACCAUGAACCACCGUCUUUCAAGUACAGCCGAGAAGCCAAUGCGAAUGCGCCUCCAGCACCAAAGAAAGUAGCAGACAGCGCUAAGCCCAGCGGCCGUCACGCUCAUGAACACCACGGCCACGCUCAUGAACACCACGGCCACGCUCAUGAACACCACGGCCAUGCUCAUGAACACCACGGCCACGCUCAUGACCACCAUGGUCAUUCACACGAUCACCAUGGUGAUCAGGGAAAGAAAGAAGAUGCACAAGCAUAUUGGCAGGAUCCUGCUAAACCUAGCAAAAAACGCGAACAGUCGAGUAUAGUAUGGCUAAAAGCGCUGGGAGCUACAGCCUUAAUCAGUGCAGCCCCCGUACUUAUACUGCUGUUUAUUCCGCUAGAAAAUGCAGAUGAGCACCAGGAGUUGCUCAAGGUAUUGCUAAGCUUUGCCUCAGGUGGAUUGUUGGGUGAUGCUUUCUUGCAUUUGAUUCCCCAUGCCAUUUCACCUCACUCUCAUGGCGAGGAAGGGCAUGGACAUGAACAUACUUCUUCCGAUCACGGACACUCACACAGCCCUCAUGGUCAUGAUUUGGGGGUAGGGUUAUGGGUCUUGUCUGGUAUUGUCGCCUUUUUAAUUGUGGAGAAAUUUGUAAGGCUUGUGAAAGGUGGGGAUGGACACAGUCAUGGCCAUGGGCAUUCACACGGUACAAGUCCUCCGAAGCCCGUAGACAAACCAUCAAAACAGAAAGUCAAGAGUAAAGCCAAGCAAAGUGAUGACGAGGAUGAAGAUAAGGAAGAGGUAAAAUCAGACGUUAAAACUGUUCAUCUUGUUGUCUCAGACAUCAAAGUUGCAGGCUACUUGAACCUGGCUGCAGACUUUGCUCACAAUUUCACUGACGGUCUGGCUAUAGGAGCUUCUUUUCUAGCAGGACAGAAUGUGGGAAUCAUUACUACUAUAACAAUAUUUCUUCAUGAGAUACCCCAUGAGAUAGGAGACUUUGCCAUUCUCAUCCAGUCAGGAUGCAGCAAAAAAAGGGCAAUGAUGCUGCAGUUCUCCACUGCCAUAGGAGCAAUGCUGGGGACUGUGUGCAGUUUAUGCAUGGAAGGUAUAGGUGAGGCUGCCACCGCUUGGAUUCUCCCCUUCACUGCAGGAGGAUUCAUCUACAUAGCCACAGUCUCGGUGAUCCCCGAACUCCUGGAGGACACCAAGUUUGGACAGAGCAUCAAGGAGAUCCUAGCUCUGCUCACCGGGGUGUACAUGAUGGUGUUGAUUGCUCAAUAUGAGUAA